AUGCCCCACGCCGCCCGCGGUGAAGCCUUGCCCUGGCCCAUGUGGCCGCAACCGCGCUGCCGAUUGAAGUUCGGCCGCCUAUUGGUCCCUCGCCGCGUGAGAGGUGAAAGAGAACCGUUUUGAAUAAUUAUUUUGUUACUUAAGAGUAAUUUACAACACAAGACGAGGUCCACGGAGCUGUGAAAGUUUUCCCUCCAGUUAGAAUUAGAAAAAACUCUUUAGAGAAAGGUAGCCUGGUUUUCACACAUCUUCAGAACAAUAAAAUGGCCUGCUGUUCCAAGCAAAGUGGGACAUUUGGGCAGUUUAAUGGAGAAGACAGGUCAAUUACAUUAAGUCAACAAAAACUAAAAAAUGCUACUAUAGUCAUUAUCAGCCAAUAAAUGUAUUGUCAUAGGCCUACCCUAUUGAAAAUUAUUUAUGACCUGAUUUGCCAUCCUUAAAAAAUGUUAUCAUGCGUAAAAACUAUAGGACAUCUUGCGUAGAACCAAUGUAUGAGACAUUUAAUAGCCUAUUCUAUAAUUACUUACUGUAUAUGUUACCAAAAUGCACUGUGGUGGGUUGUUCCAGGGUUGUUGAAUGAACGUGGCUAUACAGAAAUUCUGAUUUGUGCGGCCAAUAACCAACAUGGUAUAUAGGCCCACCGGGGGCCAGUAUGAAAAAUGUAUGCACUCACUAACUGUAAGUCGCUCUGGAUAAGAGCGUCUGCUAAAUGACUAAUUUUUUUUUUUUUUUAAUAGCCUAUCAGAAAUAAUCAUCAGCAUUUUCUGUGAAUUUUACUUAAUUUGACAUGCUACUAAAAACAACAAACGCUGUUACCGAGAGCUGGGAUACCCCAGAUGCUUGAGGCAAGUGUUGGAAACAAUACUAACAUUAUUUCCAGUACCAAUAACGGUUGUAUGGUUCCCAUUAAUAAAUGCGCGCACUAUCCUGCAGAUUAUGGAAUAUAAAGACCACGAGAUAAUAUGAAGAAAAUGCUGUGUUCGACCUCAAAUCUUUGCGUUAUCAGACAUUAUCUUGUCAUGGUUCAGCAACAGUGAAAGGUAGCGAAUAAACUGUGCUAAUGCAUGCUAUGUCUGUGUAGAGCGUGCCAUUGGAAUAAAACGUGGGGAUCCUGCGUUUGUAAUGCGCGAGUGUGUGUGAUAAGAAGGUGGGGGUGAGAGACCCCGUCGUGUUUUGACCCCCAAACAACUCCCAACCACCAUCUCUCCCCACAUCGUCUCUGCCUCGCUCAAUGUUUAAAGCAACAUCACUCAAGUCGCUGUGACAUUUUCCAGCCUGUCGCGACAGUCCAUGGACAGCGAGAACGACCAAAAAGGACGCUAUUUCUCCUCACCAAGCAUCUCGCCUGCGAGCCGGACCCAAAAACAUAACGUGCGGACCUACCAGAGCGCUCUCGAAACCGCAGCCCAUGCCUGAGAGUGACUAUAGCCUACACGUCAAAUGUAGGUUUCGGUGGGAUAUUUUAUGGAAUUAUAUUUUUCUAAAAUAGUGUAUUGGAUUUCUGUAAUAUUUGAUGCCUGCAUGUAACAUAGCCUAAUGGUUGAUAUAUUCUUAUUAGUGAUAGCUAUUGAAUACACAUCGCUUUUAUGGUCGUGCACAUCUAAGUUUGGAUCAUAAAGCUGCUUGAUUGCAUCAAAAGUAACGAUUCAAUUUACUUCGGAAUUAUAUGUAGCCUAUUGUAGCCCAUAUUAGCCUAGGCUAUUGCUGUAGCCAAAUUAUGGUCUACACUCUGGUUUAGCUAUUCUUUUUUUUAACCAACUCCGUUCUAAAUAAUGAUGAGACUUAAGCGUUUGAUGCUGCAACUGUUAUAAUUUCACCUCUAUCCGUUUAUUAAAGAACGCAUUCUUUUCAUCAGAUAAUCUGGAUACAGGAGGCAGAACGCCUGCGCUGGACAGCGGGUCUGGUCUCAUCCUUCCCGGAGUAGGAUUGGCUUCCGUGUCGCAUGGAUAAGAGGGUAGGAUGGCUGUUUACUCAAUUCUACUGCAUCCUUUACACUCACUCAUCAUUUGUAGUAUCACGGUAGUGCGUAUCCUUCUCUCCAGAUAAUAAUCUUGCUAGUUUGGUUAUUGUAGCAUUUUGCCUCUUUGCUCGGUCCUUACGUUUUGACGUAGCGCCUCUCGCUGCCUGUCUCGCCUCCCUUCCUAUCCUCCCUCGCGUAGGCCACAGCUCCCAGCCAUACAGGGCAAAUGAAGGCAGCAGCAACAUGUCAAGGAGUUCACAUCAAGCUAUCAGAAGGAAUAACCUUAUUGACAUAAUUGUGCAUGCUCUGAAUAUUCCUAAAUAAACUGACCUGACCUAAAUCAUUAGGGUCGUGUUGAUAUAAUGUCAGAAUGAUACUUUUCUCAUUGUUUUACAAGGGCUUUAGGACCAUAAAUAUAUAGCUCUUAUAUAGGGUGUAAAAACUAUCCCUUUAUAGCCAUAAACGUUUAUCUGGGUUUCAAUAUGUAUAGUGUAAUAUUUGAAAUAUAGGCUAUUUAAAACUGAGAAUGUGUGUUUCCUGCAGGAAUUAAUAUUCGAUUCCAUUGUGAAAAUGGAAAGACAUUAUAUGUCCAUAUACAGUAUGAGGUGAAGUGAGUAGGUCGAGUAAAAAGAGAGACAGGGAGCGGCAGACCAAGUCGCUAAGUAGGUCAACUCUUUUGCUACAGUGAGUCCGCGGCUCGCGGAUCCCGUUGCUAUGUGCACUGUGCCACUCUUUUCCAUUCCUAAAGAAAAUUACCAUAGUAGACUAAUCAUGACAUUGUAUCACACACACAUAACACACACACACCAAUAACCUGCUGAAUAUCUAAGGCUGCAGACAUAGGCUACCACAUUUUUUGAGUAACUUGUCAAACUCCCAUGCAGUGAACUGUUGCUCUUUUCUGUAUCUAUCUUGAUGUUUCAUUAAAAGAAAAAAAGGUUACAGGUCAGAUGAAAUUGUUAUCUAUUUGUUAUCUGUGUUUUAAUAACACGUUCGGCUUACAGCUGAGUGAGGAAAUUAAGACAUUUUGAUAUGUCAUAUAGCCUGACUGUCAACGGCUUCGGGUCGUGCAAAUCAAAGUAACUUUUCCGGAUAAGAUUUUUCGGUUUACUGUAAUUAGGCCUACAGAUGACAAUUACGCAGUCGCUUUUCAUUUACAUUUUACAUUUGAUUUUCGUUAUAUUAGUGUAAUCCUGUUAAGAAUGUUGUAAUUUACGCUAAUUAAAAUUCAACAAAACAGGUACUUUCUUUGGCCAAUUUGAUUACAAUUCAGACUUUAGUUCACGGAAACAAGGUCAAGAAAGUGUAUCAGUCAAUUAUCCAUAAUUAGCCUAAUUCCGGUUAUAUGCACCAAAGGGAAGUGAAUUUGAUCAAUUAAAUAUGUUGUCCCAGGCACUGUAAAGUAUACAGUAUAUCCCACUGUUUACAAUUGGUGGCAUUAGCCUGUCAUUCGAGCAUAUGGCUAUUAGACUACCUUAAACGGAAAGGAAAUGCAUCCGUUAGGAAACCUGUAGAGUAUUCUAUUUUUGCAUAGUCUACCUACGUGUAUUAGGCCUACAUGUAUGCUAAAUGAAAAACUAUUGUCACAAAAAACUCUAUCACUUUAGAUUGGAAUAAGCAGGUUGUUGGGACAACGUAGGAUACCAAUGUAUGUUCCCAUUGGUGCUUUUUAUUUUUAACAUAAGCUACUCGAAUGAAAUACAUUGCAUUUGUCUGAUGUUGGAGAAAAACAUAUUUUCUCCGUGAGAAUAAUGAAACUGUUGAAUGGCUUUGGAAAUACAGGCUAUAGGCGAAUGUUUGCAAACUUUGUUUUUGCCAACAGGCAAUCUGGUGGGAAGUGAUUUGUAUUUAUUGAAUAUAUUGCACAUUGCAAGUUCAAACAAGUAUGUUUAUAGUUUAUUCAAACUGGUUUAUUGAGUAAAACAACUGCAAGAACAAAAUAUGAAGGAUGCGCAUGCUGAUAUAUAUCCAUCCACUGGUCUGUGGUUAAUUGUUAGCAUGAAUAUUUCUAAUAUAUGUAAUAGCCUAUGUAGUAAAAAAUAUGUUGAACUUAAUUGCUGAGAAAAUUAAAUGAUAAUAGUUUAUGCCUAUAUAUUCGUAUAGCAAACUAAGCUCUCUCUUUGAACUAUCCUGAUAAUGAUGAGGAUUGCAGUAAAUUAUAAUCGUAUUAACAUUGUAAGUGUUUUUCACGUUUGAAUCCCCUCUCUCAGCCUCAUGCCUUUUAGGAAAAUUUGAAGAAUCCGUCAUCUUGAUUUCGGUGCUUUGAUCCGUUGACGGACAGCGGCUACAGUCGCACUGUAAUCCGAGAGCUCGUGUAAAGAAAGGCGCGGAACCUGAUAGUGGUGAUUGUGUUAAUAGCGAGUAUCCAUAAAACAAAAGGUGUCCCGACAAAACCGCAGAGCAGGUGCACGCUGUGAUCACGCAGCCAUAUGGGACUAUGAUUGGCCAUACUUUAAUCCAGGAGAAAACCGCUGGUUUUUGCUGACAGAAGAAAAGCCUUGGAGACUGAAGUCAGCUACAGUUUAACACACAUCAGCUCUGUAAUGUUGAGAGAGAGACAGACAGAGUGUGUGAGAGAUAGAGAGCAUAGGCUCAUAUUUAUGUAUGAAUCUGUGCGUGUUUGUUUAUCUCAUGUCAAUAGUCCCAGUGUGGAUGUUCCCUCUGAAAAACUGCUCAGCAAGGAGCCUCUAGUCAGUGUUUAUGAAGGAGAAGAGAAAAUUAGCUACAGCUUCGAAGUGAUCUGCUUCCAUAUUCACAGGGGGCCUCAUCUCCUAAUUUCUCUCUCUCUCAUUCUUGCUCUUACACACACACACACACACACACACACACACACACACACACACACACACACACACACACACACACACACACACACACACACACACACACACACAAACUUUCUCCACUUCUCUCCACAACAAAAUGCAGAUGAUUGAAAUACACCCCAACACACAUGUUGAAUAUGUUAUGUCUCUCCCCCCUGUUCCUCAGUAUGAAGACUUGGUGCACUACUCAGGGUCAGAGGGCAUGCCCGUGGGGGGGUAUGGAGAGGCCAUGAGGUCACUGGCCCCCCCCUCACUAUGGCCACACUGUCCCAGAUUCCCUCAAACACCACAGGGACCAGAUCUAUGGGUGAGCAGAAAAUAACUAUUUCACUGCAGUUUGUGUGUGUGUGUGUGUGUGUGUGUGUGUUUGUUAGAUCUAUUUUUCAUUCUAACAGUAUGCAUGUAUAUUUACUAUCAGGGUGCUCUGUGCCUAUAUGCAUUUGCUGGGAUGUGUGUGUGUAUUGUGUACAUGCAUGUGUGUGAGGAGAGAGAGAGAGGGAGUGUGUGUGUAUGUGUGUGUGCCACUAGAGAUCCUGGUUCGAAUCCAGGCUCUGUCGUAGCCGGCCGCGACCGGGAGACCCAUGGGGCGGCGCACAAUUGGCCCAGCGUCGUCCAGGGUAGGGUAGGGGAGGGUAUGGCCGGCAGGGGUGUAGCUCAGUUGGUAGAGCAUGGCGUUUGCAACGGCAGGGUUGUGGGUUCGAUUCCCACGGGGGGCCAGUAUGAAAAAAUAAAAAUAAUAAUUAUGCACUCACUAACUGUAAGUCGCUCUGGAUAAGAGCGUCUGCUAAAUGACUAAAAUGUAAAUGUGUGCCUGUGUUAACACUGUGUGUGUUCUGUGUGCACAGUCAUCCCCUGUUUCCAUUGCUGGCCCUGGUGUUUGAGAAGUGUGAGCUGGCCACCUGCUCCCCACGGGAUGUCACAUCCUUCUCAGUCCCGCCCCACCUCCAAGGCCUGACCAAUCACAGUGAUGUAUGCUCCUCAGACUCCUUCAACGAUGACAUCGCAGCCUUCGCCAAACAGGUGAGUUACAGCUCUACGAGCCAAUCAGAGAACAGCUGUGUACUGUAUGUGGGAUGUAUCAUAGUGGCCGGCAGUGAUUCAUGAUUCGAUUUUAGAUUAAAAGUUUAAUGGUCACAUGUGCAGGGAAGCAGGUUUAAUUCCAGGGUACAGUGAAAAUCUUAAGCUCCGAGCUCCAACCAUUAUCCAAAUGACAGUGGACGUCUUUCCUUGUGUGUUUCAGAUUCGCUCAGAAAAGCCAAUUUUUUCUACAAAUCCUGAACUGGACAAUCUGGUAAGAAAAUAAAUACACAUAUAAAUACUGUAACAGCAAAAGAACCAAAUGCUUAUAGCCUACAUGUUGGGACACACAGUAACCUAGAAAUCGAUUAAGAAUAACUCAAAUGCAUGUUUUUCAGUCAUAAUAUCAUAGGCUACAAUAUGGAAUAGCUUGUGUUCAUAGCUACCAAUCUGUUCUUCUCCUCAGAUGAUCCAGGCCAUCCAGGUACUACGUUUCCACCUGUUGGAGCUGGAAAAGGUGUGCUUCUUCACUCAUCUAAAAUAUAUUCUCUCCCUCUCUCUCGCUAUCUCUCUCGUUCUCUCUCCUCUUACCCUUUAUGAUUCAGACUAGUGACUGCUGAAUGCAGACAAACCAGAUAUGAUCAGCCGUCACACACCUAAACCAUUACAGUACUAUACUAUUUCUCUUCCCCCUCUUCCUCGUCUUCUAUAUUCCAGGUUCAUGACCUGUGUGAUAACUUCUGUAAUCGCUACAUCACCUGCCUGAAGGGCAAGAUGCCCACAGACCUGAUUCUGGAUGACAGGGAGGGCGGGUCCAAGUCCGACGUGGAGGAUUUCACUGGCUCCUGCACCAGUCUGUCAGAGCAGGUAGGUGACACCUGAAUGGCGAUUGACUAGUCCAAGGAGAACAUGAAAAAUUAGCUCAAAAGUCACAGAUUUCUCAGUAUAUCGCUCUCAAUAUGUCUCUGAAAAAGACACUGAUGAAGCUCUGUCGGGCAAAACACUUGUCACUAAAGAGGGAAUACAUUUUACUUUCUUUCACUACAGAUACUGAGUGCAGACCUUCUUAAUUUCCCUGUUCAUCUCAAUAUGUUUCUAUCGCUUUCCUUCUUCUCUCUGUAGAAUCAGUCGUGGUUGCGGGACCCAGAUGACUGUGCGUCCACUCCACUAGGGACACCUGGCAUGUCGUGUGGCCUGCCUUCACACAGCACAGACAACUGCAGCGAUACGGGUACCUCUAACACACUAACUCAUACACACACCUGCACACACACACUCUCGUCUUUUCAAUCACUCAUGCUAACAACAUAAUCGACAUAUACACAUAAACCUGACAUCAAUUGAACAUGUUAACACACACACACACACACACGCACGCACGCGCACGCACGCGCACGCACGCACGCACACACACACACACACACACACACACACACACACACACACACACACACACACACACACACACACACACACACACACACACACACACACACAAAAAAACUGUGCUAAUGCCAUAUCUCUAUUGUCCUCUGGCAGGGGAUGGUUUGGAUGGGGGCGUGGCCUCCCCCAGUACAGGAGAGGAGGACGAGACAGACCGAGACAGAAGGAACAACAAGAAGAGGGGCAUUUUCCCCAAACUGGCAACCAACAUCAUGAGGGCAUGGCUCUUCCAGCAUUUAUCGGUGAGAAAAGAGAGACAGAAGAAAUAAUAGUGAGAGAAGAAUGACAGAUAGAAGCAGAGGAGGGGAGAGGAGAGGAAAGAGUGACGGGAGGAAAGGAGGAAGGGGAUAUCAUACACGUAAUGCAAAACAAUUACGCUGAAAAUGGAAUUCAAUGACAGAGAGAUAAUGUGUGAAUAAGAGGUUCAAUAUUGAAUAGUACUGAACAGACACAGAACCAUUUAUGGUGAAAUGUAGUAAUUCUGAUAAUUAGCAGUUAUAUUGAAAAACUCUAAAGUAAUUCUCACUAAUUAUGACUGUACUAGAGAGAGAGAGCGCGAGAGAGAGAGUGUGAGAGAGAGAGGCUGCUUCACUUUAGGGGUCACGUCAGUUCAUAGAAUUUGACAUGAAUUUAGAUGGAAUGUCAGUCAUUAGUAUUAAUCUAAUGGUUGUAGGUCUCCCUCUUUCAUACAUGCUUUGGGUUUUUAAUUCUACACAGAUACUGGUGGAGCCAUUUGUGUGUGGUGUAUGUGUGAGCCAAAAUGAUACAUUUGAUGAUUUUAUGCAAUGAUAAUGUAUGCCAAAAGCAAAGGCUCUUGCUGAAUCUCAACCAGUUUUGAAAAUAAAUAAUGCCCUUGUUCUGAAUGUCCCUUCCCAGCACCCAUACCCCUCGGAGGAGCAGAAGAAGCAGCUGGCACAGGACACAGGACUGACCAUCCUGCAGGUCAACAACUGGUCAGUACCCCCCUGAUCAAUAACCAAUGAUCAGCUGUGUGUUUUACUACUGUACGGUGUCCCUUGUUGCCCGGUCCUUAGCGUGACCUCCACUGACCCCAUCAAUACUGAUCAAUCCAUUAUCACCCAGAGAUCCAUACUCCCUCUGUCCUAAUGUGGAUUGACGGUGAACCAUGAAGGGGUUAAGUGGUUGUAAAAGUGAAAGGUUAAUAUUCCCAGAGUUAGUAUUUUUCUCCAUUAACUGGUGUUCUCUCCCGACUCUCCUUCCAUUCAAUUCUCCUCCUCUUCCCCCUCUUUCCUCUCCAGGUUUAUCAAUGCAAGACGGAGAAUAGUACAGCCCAUGAUUGACCAGUCAAAUCGCUCAGGUAAUAUUACCAUGUUAUUACCACCGUAUUCCCUGCUCUAAUGUAUUGUUACUCAUGUAUCUAUAAAUUCCUAGGUUGUAUUAAUGUGGUUGUGUGUUUGGUUUACCAGGUCAAGGUGGUCCUUACAGCCCAGAGGGAGCAGCACUGGGGGGCUACGGACUGGACGGCCAAGCCCACCUGGGUCUCAGGGCAGCAGGUAAGAGACAGAGAUAAGGAUGACUGGGUCAUGUUCGUUAGGCAACAAAGAGAAGAAAACGGACUGAAGCAGGGAGGCACUACCAGAACUUGUCCAAUAAGAAAUGCUCAUUUCCAUUUUCCCGUUUUAAAAGGUUUUGCUCUGGUGUGCCCUACUGAACAUGACCCUAGUGUUUUUACCAAUCAUUUGGUGGACACAUUCAGUGGUAUGCUGUUGUACAGUACCUCCUAACAUCAAUUCCUCUCUCUCUCUCUCUCUCUCUCUCUCUCUCUCUCUCUCUCUCUCUCUCUCUCUCUAUCUCUCUCUCUCUCUCUCUCUCUCUCUCUAGGUCUUCAGGGGAUGCCAUCUCUUCCAGGAGAGUACCCCGGGGCCCUGCUGUCCCAGUCUGGUUACCCCCACGCCGGCCCGUCCCUGCACCCCUACCCCGGCCCCCACCCCGCCAUGCUGCUGCACCCGCCGCCCCACCCCCACCCCGCCGAUCCCCUCAUAGGCCAGGGUCUGGACAUACACGCCCACUAA
Messenger RNA from Coregonus sp. 'balchen', 9278 nucleotides. The record is from the annotation of a GenBank genome assembly. NCBI's taxonomy places the organism in Eukaryota, Metazoa, Chordata, Actinopteri, Salmoniformes, Salmonidae.